This is a messenger RNA of Leguminivora glycinivorella, 1902 nucleotides long. Its product is annotated as zinc finger protein 626. Gene Ontology annotation, molecular function: RNA polymerase II cis-regulatory region sequence-specific DNA binding; DNA-binding transcription factor activity, RNA polymerase II-specific. Gene Ontology annotation, biological process: regulation of transcription by RNA polymerase II. The transcript has 4 exons. NCBI's taxonomy places the organism in Eukaryota, Metazoa, Arthropoda, Insecta, Lepidoptera, Tortricidae. The record is from RefSeq and is a predicted model, not a curated record. The coding region runs from base 195 to 1841 and encodes 548 amino acids.
UAUAAUUUAACUUGUGUUGUGCUAUAAAUCGUCACGUAUGAAUUUAUCAUAUGUACCAAACUUGAAAUGCGGCCAAAAGAAUAUGUGCGCUGUUUUCCCAAAAUAACUCAUUAGAAGUUUAGUUUCGCGCUGUCUAACGCAGUAUACUGCCGCCCCUGAAGAAUAAAACGAAUAAAUUAGUAAUUACAAGGACUAUGAGCGCAGAUGCAGCAUCAUUACCCUGUCCGAUAUGUUUUCAAAGUGGCGUUUUCGAGUCAGUGCAAUCACUCAGGGAUCGGUUAAUACACGUGUCUACUAACAAAAUAUUAUGCCCUGUUUGUCAAGAAGAGGUAUGUGGGCUAGACAAAUUAACUAUUCAUUUGUUUACUCAUGUAAAGUUAAUUAAUACAAGGGAUUUAAGCGAGAAAAAUAAUGAAUUAACUGAAACCUGUAAACCAAUAAAAGCAAACAUUCCAGUCACCUCUACUCAACAGAAGAAAUCCAGAACGUCGACCGCUAAAAAUAAACCAUCAACAUCUACGGCAAAUGCACCCGUGAAAUUUGUCAAGAUAUGUCCAAAGUUGCCAGUAAUGCCCGCAAAUACGGCACCAGUAUUAUUAGACACGUCACGCGAACCGGCUGAAGGUGGAGUUCAAGAGGUGGUACUUAAUGUAUCUUCGAUUAAGAAGGAAAAGUCGCAGUUGCAAGCCAACACAACCUGUGAUAUUUGUGGUAUCCAAUUCGUCGACGAAAUAAUUCUAAGAAUGCAUAGAUGCCUCAUACACAAUAUUGACGAUAAUUCUAAUCACAGCAUUUCAAGAUAUCAAUGUCAUUUAUGUCCAAAAAACUUCAAGAUGAGGGGAUCCCUUAUGGUUCACUUGCGAGUAGCACAUUACGGAUUUCAGUCCGACACCAGCGGCGCGCAAACCGACACAGCAAACGAAGCUGGCCCCGGCAAUCACCAUUUGGCUGCAAACGAUAAUCCUAGCAAUUACGAGAGGAAUGACAAUAAACAAUGGCAAUGUGAUGUUUGUCGAAAAUGUUUUACCACAAAAUAUUUUCUGAAAAAGCAUAAGCGUCUUCAUACAGGUGAAACGCCAUACGCCUGCUCGCAGUGCAACAAGACGUUCACGUUCCAGCAGUCGUACCACAAGCACCUGCUGUACCACAACGACGACAAGCCGCACACGUGCAGCUACUGCGGCCGCGCCUUCAAGGAGCUGUCGACGUUGCAUAACCACCAGCGCAUCCAUACCGGCGAGAAGCCUUUCUCUUGCGAGACCUGUGGUAAAUGUUUUCGACAAAGAGUGUCAUACCUCGUUCACCGACGCAUUCACACUGGUGUUAUGCCAUACAAAUGCACAGCUUGUGACAAAAGUUUUCGCUAUAAAGUAUCACAGAGAACUCAUAAGUGCCAGGCUCAGCCACCAGGUACAGUAGUAAGGCAGAGUGGUAAUUUGGUAGAGAAAUUGAAAAGAAUACAUCCUGAACCAUCUUCGUCACUUUCAGAGUUUCCAAAAGAAAGUUGUGAAAAUAUAAAAUACCACCAAGUUUCAGAAGCUAACGCAGAAUUAGUACGGACGGGGGCGAAGCUUUCAUUAGAAGACACAGAAACUGAUCAUUUUACUUUAAUCGCAGAAGCAUUCAACGAAAAUAUUAAAAGUUCUAUAAAAGAGGUAAAUGAUGAGCCUAACAUAAUGUUACAUGAAUCCAAUGGUUCUGUAAUAGACAAAAAUAUUCCUUCGCCAUCGGAAACCUUCAAAAACUUAUGUUUGUCUAAAGAAGAUGAUUAUAAUGGAGUUCAACAAGAGAAAUAUGAAGGAGAUUAUGCUAUGUAUAAAGAGUUUAACUUAUUCUUGUAAUGUGAUUGAUUAACAAAAGUACUUACUGAAUUCCUAUUAAGUUUAUUAAAAUACAUUUAAC